Diaporthe batatas is the source of this 1365-nucleotide messenger RNA. RefSeq lists its product as uncharacterized. The coding region runs from base 1 to 1287 and encodes 428 amino acids. Lineage: Eukaryota; Fungi; Ascomycota; Sordariomycetes; Diaporthales; Diaporthaceae. The record is from RefSeq and is a predicted model, not a curated record. Gene Ontology annotation, molecular function: transmembrane transporter activity. The transcript is spliced from 4 exons. Gene Ontology annotation, biological process: transmembrane transport. Gene Ontology annotation, cellular component: fungal-type vacuole membrane.
AUGCAUGCCCCAAGACAGUCCGACCCGGCGUCGCCAGUCGCAGACGUGCAAAGCUUCGACGACGAAGAUAUCUACGCCGAGACAUAUCCCGAAGGAGGCAAAGAGGCAUGGCUUGUCGUCGUGGGCGCAUGGUGCGCCAUGAUCCCGUCCAUGGGCGUUCUUAACACCCUAGCUGUCCUGCAGGCCUGGGUCUCGCAGCAUGAGCUGGAGGGGAUGUCUGAGUCAACCAUUGGCUGGGUGUUCAGCACGUACGCGUUCUUCUUGUACUUCUGUGGGGCUCAAGUUGGCCCUAUAUUCGACGCGCACGAUGUUAGGCUCCUCGUGGUGCCAGGGUGUGUGGGGAUGGUGGCUUCCGUGAUGAUAUUGAGUGUGUGCAAAGAAUACUACCAGUUCCUGCUCACCUUCGGAGUCCUGGGAGGCAUGUCAGCCUCCCUGCUCUUCAACCCCAGCAUCGCGGCAAUAGGUCACUGGUUCUCCAAGAGACGCGCAUUGGCGACAGGGGUAGCAUGCACAGCGGGCGGUGUCGGCGGCGUCGUCUUCCCCCUGAUUAUGGUCUUCAUGGCCCCACGGGUGGGCUUCCCCUGGGCGAUCAGGACCGUUGGUCUCCUCUGCGCCGCGGCGUCCGUCGGCGCCUGUCUCCUGCUCAAGAAGCGCCUCCCACCCAACAGGAAGGCCGGCGCCGCCAUCGACCUCAAGGCCCUCGGGGACCCCAAGUUCGGCAUGACGGCCCUGGCAGUCUUCCUGAUCGAGUUUGCGGUGUUCAUCCCAUACACGUACAUCUCUUCCUAUGCCCUCCACGAGGGCAUCGACCUCCAGACGUCGCUGCUCCUCAACGCUCUUGUCAACGCCGGUGCCAUUCCGGGCCGUGCGCUGCCGGGAUAUCUUGCAGACCGGUUUGGUCCAAUGAACGUCAUGUGUAUCACGGCGGGUGUGUGCGCCACGUUCAUCUAUGCGCUGUGGCUGACGGCCGUUGGCAGCAAGGCCGCCACCGUCGCAUUCGCCAUCCUGUUUGGCUUCUGGUCGGGCGCUGGAAUCAGCCUCACGCCGGUCUGUAUUGGCCAGGCGUGCAGGACCGAGGACUACGGCAAGAGGAACGGGACGGCGUUCUUCCUUGCUAGUUUCGGCACGUUGGUGGGUGUGCCACUGGCUGGGGCUAUUGUGCAGUGGUGUGAUGGUGCUUACUAUGGCUUGAUUGUCUUCGCUGGGGGGUUGUAUUUCUUAUCGUUGUGCGCCUUCUUCGUAGCUAGGGGUCUUUGCGCUGGAUGGAGUUUGAAAACUCUGUUCUAGCUGGCCAACGCUGUCAAAUAGCUGAACGUAACUAUCAAAUUUUAGAGAGAUAGAUAAUACCCAUGUAGAUUUUGAGAG